UACUUCUCUGUAAUCUAUCAUAUUCCUGUUGGAUAUCGUUCCAGAGCAUCAGGCAUCAGGCAGCCACCCAUGCAUAUAAAGUCCUUAAACUUUUUGUCAUAUCUACUAUAAUCAUUGAUUACAUUUCUAAUCUCAUUACAAUUACCAACUGUUGAUUGUGAUUCUUAAUUAAUUUCCAUCUCACAAAACCCAACAAAUCUGCAACCAACCCAUGAGAAGCCCUACCAGUUUUACCCUUUAUUUUAUUUUCCCUCAGUUUUUGUUCUAGUUAUUCUUGAGCUCUUUACUCUCUCUCAUGCAGCUAUGCGAUGAAAAGGAGGGUAAUAGUUCCUACACUGUUAAAGGACAAAGCUUUGUUUCUUUCAGUUAUGCAGGAGUUGCAUGUUAAUGUUCAUCAAGAUCUGUUAUUGCCUUAACUCGCCAGCUUCAGCCAACUGUUUUAGAGAGGCCUGAUGGAUAGAUCACCCAUAACUGUAAGAUGUCUUAUCAACAGUAUUUCUCGGUUCAUUCUUCUAGUUUCCUGCCAGACAAGGACACAUAUGCCUAUUCAAAAGGAUUAUAGGAGCAUGGCUAUGGUUUUAAAGCAUUUGAAAACGGUGCUUGAUGAAAUUGUUGAUCACAAAGUAUCAUCUGAUGAAAUCCUAUAUAAAGAGUGUGAAGAACUUGAUUUGGCUGUUAAUGAGGCUAGGGAAUUUAUGGAGAACUGGAAUCCGAAGAUGAGCAAGAUUUGCUGUGUUCGAAAGAGUGAGGACUUGUUUAUUAAAAUCCAAGCCUCUUCACUAGAGAUUUGUCAUGUAUUAUCCAGACUGUUGCAAUCUUCUUCCUCAAUUUCAAGUUUAACUAGCAUUCAGCACUGCAUGCAGGAGCUUCAAUGUUUGAAACAGGAAAUGAUAACAGAACAUAUAGAGGCGGCUUUGAGAAGUAAAAGAGAUUAUAUUGUUCCUUGCACUGAUCACCUACCAAAAAUUAUUGAGGCACUAAAUUUAUCUUCGGAUGGUGAACUCUUGAAAGAAAGUGUGGCUGUUGAAAAGGAGAGAAUGAAUAUUCAAUUCAAUAGUGCUAAAGGGAACUUAGAGCAAAUCAACCAAAUUGUGGCUCUUAUAUCUGAAAUACGAAAUUGCUUGCUUAAAGUUGAGUGCUUGGAACCAAAGAGUGGGGUCCCAAUCCCUUCAUAUUUCCGCUGCCCUUUAUCACUGGAACUCAUGUUGGAUCCUGUGAUUGUGGCUUCAGGGCAAACCUAUGAGAGGACUUCUAUUCAGAAAUGGCUUGAUCAUGGCUUGACUAUUUGCCCAAAGACCCGCCAGACACUUGCUCACACAAAUCUCAUUCCCAAUUACACUGUAAAAGCUAUGAUAACAAACUGGUGUGAGGAAAAUCAUAUAAGAGUUUCUAGUAACUCUAAGCAAACCAAUUGUACCUUAGCUUCAGUCUCAUCAGAUCGAUCAUUACUGUGCUCAGAUAGUUUCAAUUGCUCUCUGCAAAGUAGCAAUUCUACGUCAAAAUCAUCUUUUGAAGCUACAAAUGGAUUUGAGAAGCACAGGGUUGAUUUCUCAUCUAAAUUAAGCAGAGAAGCAGCCAAUGGAUAUCAAAGUGGGCAGACUGAAAGCAUCGAGCGCCCAUCCCGUGAACUGUCGUAUAUUCACAGCAGGAGUGAAUCAGCCUCAAGUGCCAUAUCCAGUAUUGAGUAUGUAUCUCCAGUAACAAAUGAAGAGUCAGCAAUACCCAUCAAGCAUGCAAAAGCAAGUGGUUUGUCAGGAGAGAUCACAUCCAAAUGCCUGAAUAAAGAAUCAGGAUUUUCUUCCUGGUUGUCUGGAAACCAAUUAGUGAAAGCUGACAGGGAAAGCAAUGCAAACCAUAACCACAGAAAACACUCUCUUUCCUUUUUGAACUCCAGUUCUGAUCAUCUGGUUACAACUUCUCAUGUCAGUGAUUUGAUAGAAGACCUUAAAAGCCAAUCAAAUGAAUUGCAGACAACUGCUGCAGCAGAACUACGGCUUCUUGCUAAGAACAAAAUGGAGAAUCGCAUCUUUAUAGGCCACUGUGGUGCCAUUGCUCCAUUGCUUUCUCUACUAUACUCAGAAGUGAAGCUAACUCAGGAGCACGCUGUUACAGCCCUGUUGAACCUAUCUAUCAGUGAAGAAAUUAAAAUCAUGAUUGCAGAAGCAGGAGCAGUAGAACCCCUUAUUCACGUCUUAAAAUCAGGAAAUGAUGGAGCCAAGGAGAAUUCUGCAGCAGCCCUAUAUAGUCUCUCUGUUUUGGAAGAGUACAAGGCAAAAAUUGGCUGUUCUGGUGCUGUUAAAGCCUUAGUGAAUCUUCUAGCCUCUGGGACUCUAAGAGGGAAAAAAGAUGCUGCUACUGCUUUGUUUAACCUUUCAAUUCUCAAUGAAAACAAGGUUCGUAUAGUUCAAGCUGGAGCUGUUAAGUAUCUUGUUGAGUUGAUGGAUCCUGCCAAUGGGAUGGUUGACAAGGCAGUUGCUCUUCUUGCAAAUUUAUCAACAACUGGGGAAGGGCGCUUGGCUAUUGUGCGUGCUGGAGGCAUUCCUUUGCUGGUUGAGAUUAUUGAAGCAGGAUCUCAUAGGGGAAAGGAAAACGCUGCUUCUAUAUUGCUGCAAUUAUGCCUUAGUAGUCCCAUGUUCUGUAACCUUGUUUUGCAAGAAGGAGCAGUUCCUCCCCUUGUUGCCUUGUCCCAAUCCGGCACACUGAGAGCAAAGGAAAAGGCACAGCAGCUUCUAAGUCAUUUCCGUAAUCAGAGAGAAGUGUCCAUGAGAAAGGGUAAAUCAUGAGAAGAGACCAAUUUUGUUUGAUUGUGGUUUUUUAGAAUAUAUUUGCUUUCCAUCAAGAUGUAUGGGAGCUCUUUUUUCCACAUAAUUCUUAGGUGCGUAUAUUUGUUUAUGUUGUAGUCUUGAUUUAUUUCUCAGUAGGAAAUAUCAUGAUGAUUAGAUUCUAGUUUUCCCAAAUAUUUGAGUGCAGUCACUGGGGAUUUGUGCUUUUGUUUUGGUUUCUUAGAUAGAAAAAUGGAUGAUUUCUUGUGUCCUAAAUGAUGUAUAUAUCAUGUAUAUAAUAUUUAUGCAUCAAUGCAUCUUCUAUACAAUAAAAGUAUAAACAAUGAAGAUUGAUGGCUUUUCAUACAUAAA
Molecule: messenger RNA, 3134 nt
Organism: Manihot esculenta (cassava)
Lineage: Eukaryota; Viridiplantae; Streptophyta; Magnoliopsida; Malpighiales; Euphorbiaceae
Product: U-box domain-containing protein 3
Exons: 5
Coding region: 453-2783 (776 amino acids)
Biological process (GO): protein ubiquitination
Cellular component (GO): nucleus; cytoplasm
Molecular function (GO): protein binding; ubiquitin-protein transferase activity
Source: RefSeq, a predicted model, not a curated record